Molecule: messenger RNA, 1041 nt
Organism: Blepharisma stoltei
Lineage: Eukaryota; Ciliophora; Heterotrichea; Heterotrichida; Blepharismidae
Source: the annotation of a GenBank genome assembly
AUGGUGAUUCCUAUAUAGAGCAAGCCUAUUCAAGAACCAAAAAUUCUUAAACUCAAACUUAUAAGCAGAGGAGAAGGAAAAGGUGGAAUUUUUGCUCCAGUAAAGCCUGCAGACACAAAUACCGAAAAAUUCAAAAAAAUCAAAGAAUUAGUGGGCGAAAAAUACUUCGAUGAAAAUGCCAAGGUUGACGAAGGAUUAAAACUAAUUGGUGAAGAGCCUAAAUCCAAUGAAGGGGAAUUUGAAAUUGUAGAUAUUGACAUGGAUCCAAAUGAGAUGAAGCCUGAACAAAUAGAUAUUUUAGAAGCCCUUUACAAAGACGCAGAAGGCGAAGAAGGAGAGCUUGAAGACGAUUUUUUGCAGCUUGCAAACCAAGAAGGUGAAGAAGAGCUAGAAGAAGUAAUGAAAGAAUAUGAGUCUGAUAGUGAAAAUGAAAAAGAAGAGCCACGAGGACUAGUCCCUAAAUCUGUAUUAGACGAAGCUAUGGAAGAAUUUGUGCAAGAACACCCCACGAUGUUUGGAGAAACUAAUGAAGAUAAAAAAGAAGAAGAUGCCACGGUUUAUACAAAAAAAAUUACCUAUGAAAAAAUAAAGCCUGAAGAAGACCAUGUCAUGCAAAGAAUUCUUGCUGAAUUAGUAGAAGAAACAGCUGAAGAAGGAGAAAUUGAAGUGCCAGAGCCUGAAUAUAAAGUCCGUGAAGACGAUAUUAAUUCUGUUGCAAGCACUUAUACAAAUACAGAUAAUAGGCCUAUUAUUGUAUCUGUUAGACCUGGAGCUGAUAAAAAGGGCAAAAAAUUGAAAGGAAAAGGAGGAGAAGAAGAAGAUGAGAAAGAAGAAAAUAAAAAGCAGCCAGGCCAUAGAGAUCGUGGGGAAACAAAAGAAGAAAAAAAGAAGCGAAAAGAAGAAAUUAAAGCUCAGAAAAAGGAAAGCAGAGAAAGAAAGAAGAAUAUCAAAAUUCUUUAUAAAGUUGAAAAAUCCAAACAAAAUGAGCUGAAUUCAGGCACAGGAGAUGUGGCUUCUGGUUAUUCAAUAAUUAAGCUAUAA